Molecule: messenger RNA, 2259 nt
Organism: Aureobasidium namibiae CBS 147.97
Lineage: Eukaryota; Fungi; Ascomycota; Dothideomycetes; Dothideales; Saccotheciaceae
Exons: 1
Coding region: 1-2259 (752 amino acids)
Biological process (GO): nuclear-transcribed mRNA poly(A) tail shortening
Cellular component (GO): cytoplasm; nucleus; CCR4-NOT complex
Molecular function (GO): protein binding; poly(A)-specific ribonuclease activity
Source: RefSeq, a predicted model, not a curated record
AUGGCCGAUGGUGCCUUUCGGUUCCAAGGAGCCGGCCAGUAUUUCUAUCAACCACAGUCGCAGCGCCAGCUACAGACUCGUCACGGCUCGCCCAUCACCACCUCGCAGCGCAUUCCCUUCCAUACUCAAGACACUCCCUCGCCCAAUCGCUCCCCCGGCGCCAACUCGCCCGCUUUCAAUACCAUGUUUAAUCAACAUGGCAUCCUCAACGGCAACAGUCACCAGCGCUUCCAGAUGCACAUGAACAUGAGCAAACAGUUCGGCCAGCAACAACAGUCGCAGCAGAAUUUGCAGACUCAUCACCAGAAUCAAGCCCACUCUCAACAGCAGCAGCAACCCCACCAUGCUCAGCACCAACACCACCACGAUGCCUUUGCUUCUCACUCGCACAACCUCUCGAGCUCGACCCCUCACUUCACGCCCAGCCACAUGCAGAGCCAAACGCCGCUCAGCACGCACAGCCAACUUAGCAAGCCUUCCAGCGAGCACUGGCAGGAGCAGCAGCGCCUGGCUCAAGUAUCGCGUGAUGCCACACAACCCCACUACUACGCCAGGAACGCUCAUGUCGCCAGCCGGCAGGCUAUCGCCCAGCUGGGCCCUGGUGCUAGGAAGACGGAAGACAAUAAAGAAGAGCGCGGGAGGAGAAUGCCGUACCACGACGAGAAACACGCUUUCACUGCCAUCGACUUUGGUGGCCAAGGUCUGCGUGCGCUUGCAAACAAUCUCUUCAAAUACUACUUCCUCGAGAAGCUCUAUGUCAAUCAGAACAAGCUCAACUGGUUGGUACCCGAAAUUGGUAUGCUACGCAGGCUUACUUUCCUCGAUCUUUCGCAAAACGACCUCUCGACGAUUCCACCAGAGAUUGGUAUGCUCACAAACCUCCGCACUCUUCUGCUCAUCGACAACAAUCUCGUCGAUUUACCUAGCGAAUUGGGCUACCUCUAUCAAUUGGAGACCCUUGGUCUCGAGGGCAACCCUUUGAACGAGAACAUCAAGGAUAUCAUCGCCGAGUCGGGCACUACUGAGCUGAUCCGCACUCUGCGUGAGCAUGCUCAGGGACCAGAACCGCCUAACGAGCGUGACUGGAUUGUCCUCGAUGAAUCACCUGUUGCGGAGCAAGAACGGUUUGUGGUCUACAGUCACAACAUCCUGUGUGACAAGUACACGACCGAAGCUCAAUACGGCUACGCCCCAUCGCACGCGCUCCUGUGGGAGAAUCGCAGAGAGGUCCUUCUGGCCGAGAUAAGAUCACGCCGAGCUGAUGUUAUCUGCCUGCAAGAGAUUGAUGCCGAAGGCUUCAACGAAUAUUUCCGCCCUCAACUCGCACACGACGACUACCGGGGUAUGUUCUGGCAAAAGUCGCGUGCUCACACCAUGUCCGAGAAGAACGCCAAAUUAGUCGACGGCUGUGCGACUUUCUACAACAAUACCAAGUACAUUCUUCUCGACAAGCAAGUGGUUGAGUUUGGGCGGACAGCCAUCAAUCGUCCCGACAUGAAGGGCGAGCACGACAUUUUCAAUCGCGUCAUGACUCGUGACGAUAUCGCAACCGUCGCGUUCCUCGAAAGCCGUCAGACCGGCGCUCGUCAAAUGGUAGUCAACCUUCACCUGUUCUGGGAUCCGCAAUUCAAGGAUGUCAAGGUCGUUCAAGUUGCCAUUUUGCUGGAGCAGCUUAACCGUCUGAGCAGAGAGUACGCCAAAUGGCCCGCUCUCAAGGAAAAGGAACUGUUCCGCUACGCCAAUGGUGAUGAAGUGGACGAAGAGCCUGUUGAGAAGGCCCCUCCUGCACCCUCGCAAGAGUAUGCAUCCAACACUGAUAUUCCGCUCAUUAUUUGUGGCGAUUUCAACAGUACUUCGGAAAGUGGUGUGUACGACUUGUUGGCUCACGGCUCACUUUCGUCUUCGCACGAUGAUUUGGCAGGCCGCAAGUACGGUAACUUCACGAAAGAGGGUAUGACCCAUCCUUUCAGCUUAAAAUCGUCGUACUCGCACAUUGGUGAGCUCGAGUUUACCAACUACACACCUACAUUCGUUGGCUGCAUCGAUUAUAUUUGGUACUCGACCAAUGCUCUAAGUGUUACCGGCCUCCUUGGAGAGAUUGACAAGCAAUACCUCAGCCGAGUUCCUGGAUUCCCUCAUAUCUACCACCCAUCUGACCACAUCGCUCUCGUGGCCGAGUUCGCAGUAAAGGUCAAGAAGGAGUCAAAGAGAUUGGAGGCAGACUUUGGGCAUGGUUCGCACGAUCACAGGCACCGAUAA